UCUUAAUAUUACCUUUAUCAUCAUCAACAAGACAAAGUCGUUGAACUCAUUGGCAAGGAAAGUUUCAGUUCCUCAACACUCACAGCACUAGUUACUUCAUCAGCAGGCGAACAAUAAAGGUUAACAAGAAAUCCAGUGAAAGUCAACUUACCAAGUGUUGCUUGUAGUCUCCUUUAAUGAACCAAUUCGUCAAGUGUUUUUGCCCUGUUUAAUUCAACAUCGAAAAUAGAUUAAUAAUUUAAACAAAGUGUAUUUAUUAAGAGAUGAAUUUUGCAAACUUCAAACUGUUUGUGUACUUAACAACACUUUCUUUUGUUUCUCUAGAGGAAGUCAAACCUUUAACUACAAAUCCAAAUUCAAUCUCAUAUCAUGUUGAAUUUGAAGUGUUAUCUUAUGAAAAUCCAGAAGGUCGAUUGGCAUCAGGUGAAUGCUGCUCUGGCUACAAGUCAACCCUAGGACAUGGUAUUUGUCGAGGUGGUUCAUCGUCUUGUAAUCCAUAUUGGAAGAUAUGUAUGUCUCACCAGCAAGAUCCACAGCGAACCUUGCCUCUUGACUUUUCAAUGCCAGUUGAAAGACGAAGUGGUCCUGGACUGAGUCUCGGUUUUCAUGGAUUAAGUGCAUUUCGAACUGAACCCAAGCCAGUUAUUAAACGCCCAAAACCACCACAGACACGUCAAUCAUUGUUCAAAGGAAUAUUUAACCGUAUUGUCGGAUCUUUUAAAGGAUUGUCAUCGUCACCCUCAAACACUUCAUCAUCAUCAACACUAAUCGCCUUGCACCAACAAGACAACUUUACCUUCAUCAACAUCUCAAUGUACAAUAGCCUAUUGGUCAACUGAAAAUGAUUCAAACAAUAAAAAGAAAGGUACAAUUAAACUGCGAACAACCAUUCCUCUUGUAAAUAUGGUCAGAGGUUUUCAAGCCGAUUUCAAAUCAAAACAACAACCCUUGUCAUCAGCAAAUCGUACCUCUUCAACGGAACCCAAUCCCUUAUUACAAAAGGUUAUCCUGUUGGUUGAAGUAUGGCACAAGUCAAAUGCUGGUCAUGACAAGUUAAUUACUCGCCACUUAGAAUUAAGAAAUACAACCUUACAAUUGCUUCCAUUGGAAGAUGACACUAUUUGGGAAAUUGGUGGGCCAAAUUACUCUUCUCCUAAUACAACUUCCGGAAUCAAAUUUCGUUAUCGUUGGAGGAUCACUGGAAGCUUGAAAUAUUCAUCAGCUGACAACAAUGAUAACAAUAAUGUCAUUCCUGAUUGUCCACCAGGCUUUCGCGGUGAUGAUUGUAACAGUCCAAUUUGUAAAACUGGUUGUCAUUCAACUCAUGGCUAUUGCAAUGAACCCAAUGAGUGUAAAUGUAAAUUUGGUUGGACUGGUGAAUUUUGUUCUUUAUGUGUUCCCAUGCCUGGUUGUAUUCAUGGUUCAUGUUCAAAGCCCUUUGAAUGUCGAUGUGAAGAAGGCUGGUCCGGAAUGUUUUGUGAUAAACCAACUUGUAAACCUGGUUGUCAUCCACAAAAUGGUUACUGUGAACAUCCAGGUGAAUGCAGAUGCAGAUUCGGAUAUCGUGGCGAUAACUGCACUGAAUGUGCAACCAUGCCAGGCUGUCAGAACGGUGACUGUGAAAAUCCUCUUGAUUGCAACUGCUUUAAAGGUUGGACUGGACUGUUUUGUAACAUACCCAUUUGCUCUGAAGGUUGUGACCUAGAACAUGGUUGGUGCCGUCGACCAAAUGAAUGCCGAUGCCGUGUUGGCUGGAGUGGAUCCAACUGUUCCGAGUGUGUUCCCUAUCCAGGCUGUAAGAUGGGCAACUGUACUCAACCCUGGACCUGUGACUGUCAACCUGGCUGGGGUGGAAUCGAUUGCUCCGAGAAGCUUGACUACUGUGAGCUCAAUGAUAACCCCUGUCUCAAUGGAGGAACCUGUAUAUCGGUUGAAAAGAAUGACGGAAAUUUCAUUUGCCGUUGUAACCUUGGAUUCGAGGGUAAACGCUGUGAACGAACCAAAUGAAUCAAUAAAUUUCAUCAGCAACAACAAAUACUCACCGAGACAGACUAAAGAUACUUAAUGUGAAAACUUUAAUGGUCACAAACAGCAGUUUACAGUUGAACCCUUGUAAACCCAAAAGAUAAACCUUUUUUCCCUCCCAGUGAUAACCAAGUUUGCCCAUCUCAAGCAUCCUUUAUCCUCUAUCAUCAUCAUCUUCACCAUCAUUGUCAUAAUCAUUACCAACAAUGGCAAAUUGAACUCUUUUGCGUUUCCAUUUUUGCCUUUUUUUGUGGCUGUAAUUUUUUGUGCUUUAUAACUCACUUUUUUACCCAAAUUAUUUAUUUAAUAUUUAUUUUAUCAUUUAUUAAUUUAUUUAGCAUUCACUAUUUAUCAUCAAGUUAACUUGCCUACCAAGUUUAACCCAAAAAACACUAUUUACUCAAUUAUAUUAUUAUUUAUUAUAAUGCAAAUGUAAAUAAAUUUAUCAUCAUCA
This is a messenger RNA of Tetranychus urticae (two-spotted spider mite), 2479 nucleotides long. RefSeq lists its product as uncharacterized. Gene Ontology annotation, biological process: multicellular organism development; Notch signaling pathway. The record is from RefSeq and is a predicted model, not a curated record. Gene Ontology annotation, cellular component: cell surface; membrane; extracellular region. Gene Ontology annotation, molecular function: calcium ion binding; signaling receptor binding. Lineage: Eukaryota; Metazoa; Arthropoda; Arachnida; Trombidiformes; Tetranychidae.